Messenger RNA from Alternaria ventricosa, 1026 nucleotides. RefSeq lists its product as uncharacterized. The record is from RefSeq and is a predicted model, not a curated record. The transcript has 3 exons. The coding region runs from base 1 to 1026 and encodes 341 amino acids. Gene Ontology annotation, biological process: transmembrane transport. Lineage: Eukaryota; Fungi; Ascomycota; Dothideomycetes; Pleosporales; Pleosporaceae. Gene Ontology annotation, molecular function: transmembrane transporter activity. Gene Ontology annotation, cellular component: membrane.
AUGAAUGGUGUCACGUUCAUUGUUGGAUCACUAUUCACCUACGGCUUGGGACACAUCAACAGCGAAUCGUUGUACAAGUACCAGGUCAUCUUCAUGUUCUGCGGUCUUCUGACUGUGGUGUAUGCAUUGGUCGUUCUCGUCCUAAUGCCGGAUAGCCCGAUGAAAGCCAAAUACUUGACCGAGCGAGAAAGGUUCAUCGCAGUCGAGCGUCUGCGGGCUAACCAAAUGGGCAUUCAGUCAGGAGAAUGGAAGUGGGAUCAGGUUUGGGAGACGUUGGUUGACCUCAAGACCUGGUGCUGGUUCAUUGCCAUCAUCGCAAUAUCCAUAGCGAGUGGUGGUAUUUCCACCUUUGGCAACCUCAUCAUCCGCGACUUCGGCUACACCAACUUCCAAUCCAUCCUUUUCAACAUACCCUUCGGUGUCAUUCAGAUUGUCUGCAUCCUGGGUUCUUCCUGGGGUGCAACGCGCUGGAGUCGCAAGGGUCUUGCCAUCGCCCUCGUCGCCAUCCUUCCCAUGAUUGGCACGAUCAUGAUGUUGACCGUGCCGCGCCAGCAUAAAGGCGUUUUACUCUUUGGUUACUACCUUGUAUCAUGCCUCGCCGCUAUUACACCUUUGAUAUACACUUGGCAUGUUCAAAACACCGCCGGUGACACGAAGAAGAAGUGCACCUCUGCUAUGGUGUUCAUUGGAAUGUGCACCGGUAAUGUCAUCGGUCCGCUACUGUACUCGGUAGACGACGCGCCUCUUUACCGGCCAGGUCUUAUCUCCAACCUGGUCAUGUUCGCACUCGUAGCUAUCAUCGCGCUCUUGAUCCCCAUCUACCUAGCACUGUUGAACAAGAGGCACGCAAAGCGCAGGGAGGAAUUGGGCAAGAGCGCAGUCAGGGUUGACGAAAGUAUGCUGAAGAAGAAAGACAUGACACAAAAGGGCGUGGAGAUAGAGGCACAAGAUCAGAGACAGGAGCAAGAUAACGGCUUUUCUGACCUGACGGACAUGAAAAACGAAGACUUCAUUUACGUGUAUUAG